UCAUCUUCAUCUUCUCGCCACAUCUGCAAGUAAAUGUUAAUUACUUAUUUUAUUUCAUUAAUUAAAUAUUAAAUUUGACCAAUUUAAUACACUCUCUUCCCUCACUUCUCCCCCCCUUUAUCUUCAAUCCACUAAAACCCUAGAUUUUACUUUGCUUCUCGUCGGAACCGGUGUUGUAUUCUGUGUUUCGUACAAUGUCAGGAGCAGGAGGGGUUUCAAUUGCGCGGAGUCGUGGUGAGAGUCGGUUUUACAAUCCUCCGCAGGUGAGGAGGCAGUUACAGUUGUUGCAGCAGCAGCAGCAGCAGCAGAAGAAGAAGCAAGAGCAGAGAGGGGGAGAGAAAGGGGUGAGUUUGAAGAGUUCGGUGGAGAGGAGGACGGAUCCCGAUGAAUGCGCCACGUCGUCGCCGUCUUUGUCGAAUGGGAAUGUUGGUAAUAAUAGCAGUUCGACGAAUUUGGAUCGGUUCUUGGAGUUUACGACUCCCGUCGUACCGGCUCAGUACUUGCCUAAGACAAGCAUGAAAGGAUGGAGGAGCCAUGAGCGGGAACCAGAGUUUCAGCCAUAUUUUUUGCUAGGGGAUUUAUGGGAGUCUUUUAAGGAGUGGAGUGCAUAUGGAGUUGGGGUUCCACUUUUGUUGAAUGGGGGUGACUCUGUAAUGCAAUACUAUUGUCCAUACUUGUCUGGCAUGCAAUUGUAUAUAGAUCCAUCAAGAUCCACCCCAAGGCUGAGGAGGCCUGGUGAGGAGAGUGACACUGAAUCAUCCAGGGAGACAAGUAGUGAUGAUAGCAGUGAUUAUGGAGUGGGGAGACAAGCUAACAAUGUUGUUCAGGGGGCUUGGAGCCAACAUAAUAGUGCAGAUGUGAAUAUCCAUAGAUUGGAUAUACAGUCCUUGAAAAGCAGACAAUUUGCGAGUUCCUCAAGCGAUGAAAGCGAAAUAUGUAAUCCUUCAGAUCAGCUUAUAUUUGAAUACUUGGAGCAUGCGCUGCCAUUUACUCGAGAACCUUUGGCUGACAAGAUUUCCUUUCUUGCAUCACGUUUUCCAGAACUGAGGACAUACAGGAGUUGUGAGCUAUCACAUUCAAGUUGGAUUUCUGUGGCAUGGUACCCCAUAUACAGAAUACCAACUGGUCCAACACUCCAAAAUUUGGAUGCCUGUUUUUUAACUUUCCAUUCUUUAUCAACACCCUCACAUGACACAAAGGCGGACAGAUUGCCCAUCCAUGGUUGUUCUGUCAAGGAGUUUCGUGGUGCUGAGAUGUCCUUAAAGCUACCACUGCCUACUUUUGGUCUGGCCUUCUAUAAGUUCAAACCUUCUGUUUGGAAUCCUGAUGGAGUUCACAAAUGUCAGCAAGCUAAUUCUCUUUUGCAAAAAGCUGAUAACUGGCUAAGGCUUUUGCGAGUUAAUCAUCCUGAUUAUACGUUCUUUGUUUCCAACAAUUCACGCUGGAGGUGAGGAUGGCUCUAAAACUGCAAGGGAACUGGCCUUUUAACCUGAUAAAUUCCGAGCACCCUUGCAAUUGCCAGCUAAAGUGUCUGUCUACCUUUUUUAGUUUGUUUUUGAGUGAUUAUUAUCUACAUUCUUCUUGGCUGUAGCCUUAGCCUUUAGAUAUGUAGUAGCUUUGCCUCAUCUGUUUCUUGGUCUUUGACAUUGCUGGUUGAAAGAUGCUGCUUCCAAAUUCAUGACAUUGGAAGCAGUACGGUUACUGAUAUCUCACUCCUGCCAAUAUUUCUGUUGCUAUUCCAUGUUAGUUUUUUAAUUUUGCAACUUCUGAAUAAGGUUAUUCAAUGAUGAUGAUGAAAAUUUUUCCAGUAUUUGUGUAUAUGAUAAGUUAUGACCUCCAAAGUUAUCAUGUUCUUGUUUUCAGUCUCAGGGAUUGCUCACCAUGUGUAACACGCUACUGUGUAUUAACAGAUCCAGAAAAUUUGAUAUUGAAUACAAAGAGUUGUUCUUU
Messenger RNA from Rubroshorea leprosula, 1950 nucleotides. Lineage: Eukaryota; Viridiplantae; Streptophyta; Magnoliopsida; Malvales; Dipterocarpaceae. The record is from the annotation of a GenBank genome assembly.